CCCUAACGCCAACCCGACAUAUAUAUUUGAUAAAAAUUGAAAACUGAAGAUAAGAACAAAAAUAAUAUUUGUUCAUUACAUUUUCAUCGGAAUUGUGUAAUAUAAAACUGUUUGUGCGAAAGACACGUAUUCUUUUCACAUAACCUAUAUUGCUAGUGUGUACAUAAACAUAAAAUCCUUCAUAGAUUAUGUAGAAAAUGACUUUUAAUAUACAGUAUGUUUAAUUUGUGACAUUAAACCUACAAAAAAGUGUAGAGAAAAAAUUCAUAAUGGGAAUUCCUGGGCUAACUACUUAUAUAAAUAAUCGUUCUGACCGUUAUUUGGAGUAUUAUGAACUGCACAAUACAUAUUUGGUAAUCGAUGGAAACAGUGUUUGUUGUUCAAUAUAUAAUUUGUACGCAAAAUGUAAUUGUGCAUUUGGUGGUGAUUAUGAUAAUUAUGCGCAGUGUGUAUCAGACUUCUUUAAUGAUUUAUUAAGAUGUAAAAUAACACCUCUGGUUUUAUUUGAUGGUGGUAGAGAAAAUAAAAAAUUUAGAACUGUUAUAAAAAGAACUAAACAGAAAAUUCGUGCUGCAUGGUCAUUUUCUCCAAUCAAUCAAAGGAACAUGAAAUUUUUUCCUUUAAUGUUACAUGAAGUUUUUAUAGAUGUAAUAAGAGAAAAGAAUAUUAGACAUGUGCAAUGCCUAUUCGAAGCUGAUAAUGACAUAGCAUCAGUAGCAAGGAUCUUGAAUUGUCCAGUACUCAGUUAUGACUCUGACUUUUAUAUAUAUGGAACAUUAUAUAUACCAUUUGAUACAUUAGAUACUUAUGUAGUUAAAAAUCCAAAUGGAAAUGGUUACAUGAAAUGCUGUAAAAUUUACAAAGUUGAGAACUUGCUUAAAUCUUUUAAAGGACUACAUCAAUCAAUGUUGCCACUGGCUGCAAUAUUACUAGGUUUUUCAAAAGAUUAUGUUGUUCAUGUAAAUACAUAUCAUUUGAAUAGAAGUUUUAAAUUUGAUGGAGAUAUCAGUUCAUUGACAUACAUAGAAGAAGUUUGCGAAGAAGAAAAUAAUGAAUCAAGCGGAGAAGAAGAUGAAGAUGAUAAAAUUGAAAUAUCAAAUACAUAUAGUAAGACUGAAGUUGUUAGUAAAUUGCCUAUGUGGUUUGUAAAUGAAUUUCUUAUGGGCAGAUAUCCAAAAUAUUUUAUGGAUUUAAUAGUUCGAUAUAUAUAUGUUUGUCCUGUACAGGUGGAAGAUUAUCGUUAUCCUUCAAGUAUCAUAGUAAGCUUAAAAAUUAUUAGUGUUAUAUUUGGGAUUUUAAAAUCAGCAAUAAUUAGUAGAAUAUGUUAUAUGAAAUAUAUGGUGAGAACACAAAAUAAAAAGAUUAUAUGCUGUAAGUUACAUAGUGCAGAGGCUAUGAAUAAUUUUAGACUACCUUCCUUAUUCAAUCUUAGAGAUAUCUCAUCACUUACUCAAAGACAGAUUUUAAACAAUACUUUAGGAAUUACAGAUAUGGAUUGUAUAAAUGAACUUCCACCAGAAUGGAUGUUGUAUAUUGGAUGUAUUAAAUAUUGGAUACAUCAAGAAGAAUGUUCUUUAUCUCAUGAAUGUUAUUUAUAUUCUAUAUUUAUUUGUAUGUUAUUUAACAUAGUCGAUUCCAAAAUUGGAAGGUACAGAAGCAUGUAUACUUUUCAGAAAAGAUAUUGUCAAUUAAUUGAAACUGUGAAGCAACAUAGGAAAAAGAACAAUUGUGAUUCAUGUUAUACAAUGAAUCAAUUAUGUGGUAAUCAAUACAAUGGUACAAUCAUAGAAGCCUAUAAUGAAAUUGACUAUAAUGACUGUUUAUUAGCAGCACCAUUCUUUAUCUCUUAUUUUAAUAUGAAUAAAGAAUUAUAUAAGAAUCCAAAAAAAUUUGAUAGAUUUGCUGUACAUGUAUUUGCAGAGUUUCAAAGUUGUCUGAGACAUAUUAUGGAUUUGAAUACACUUUUGGGAUGUCCUUAUCCACAGCCCAAAGUUGCAAAUUUAUUUAAUGGUACUUUAUUGUAUAAUCUGAGUAAUAAUUUUAAAACACGCUAUAAUAUUGAACAAUAUAUAAAUAUUGUUCUACAAAUGUCUCCAAGUCUCUUAAGAUUUUUUAAUACAUUUUUAUUAAAAGUCAAACCAAUGUUUUCAUUUAAGUUUCAGGAUGGAACCAAUCUUCGUAAAAAGCAUAGAAAAAAACCUAAACAUCCAAAGUUUAAAAAAAGCAUUUCACCUGAAAGUGAUUCUGAAUAUUUUAGUGCAGAUGAUGAUUUAAAUGAAGCAUGUUAUGACCCAAAUAAUCGUUUUUCUAUGUUCAACCAUGUAUAAUGCAUAUUUUCAUUCAAUAUUACAGUAGUACUCCAUUUAUAUACCGGGGGUAAAUAUUAUUUUUUUUUUUUUUUUUUUUUUUUUUUUUUUUUCAUA
Bombus pascuorum is the source of this 2423-nucleotide messenger RNA. RefSeq names its product protein asteroid-like (gene ast). Gene Ontology annotation, molecular function: nuclease activity. Lineage: Eukaryota; Metazoa; Arthropoda; Insecta; Hymenoptera; Apidae. The record is from RefSeq and is a predicted model, not a curated record. The transcript has 2 exons. Bases 270 to 2327 code for a protein of 685 amino acids.